Rana temporaria (common frog) is the source of this 2664-nucleotide messenger RNA. It is a transcript of the gene GRAP, whose product is annotated as GRB2 related adaptor protein. The transcript is spliced from 7 exons. Gene Ontology annotation, molecular function: protein binding. The record is from RefSeq and is a predicted model, not a curated record. Bases 487 to 1131 code for a protein of 214 amino acids. Lineage: Eukaryota; Metazoa; Chordata; Amphibia; Anura; Ranidae.
CUCGGGCAGUGCCCGAAUGAUCAGUCCGCCCCUGUCUGCAAUAGAAGAGAAGCAGCUUUGGGGGUCCGAACAAUUGUGCAGCUGGUAGGAAGGAGCGGGAGCAAUGAAUUGGGUUGCAAAUGCACAGAACAGCUCACAAGAUCAGUAGAGCGGAGGUAAUGCUACAGCUGGAAGUGGAGACAUCAAGGUGACAACAACGAGAGAGGCUAUCGCACUGGAGGGGAGAUACACAAGCAAAGGCUAUCACAGAGGAAGGCCUCUGCAUGAAACACCCUUUUCUGAUUUCCCAGUCUUGGUCCCACACUGCGGACAUGCUUGAGUUGGUUUCCACUAUCGGGGGAGCUGUGAACAUUUUCACUUCUUGAGAACAGAGGACUCCGUCACCCACCCACACGCACUUUCCAGCUGUGUAUGCCACCUGGUGUAAGUGUCACUUAAACCCACCGAGCAGCGCACACAUUAGUCCCCAUCUCCACGUCAGAAGAGAUGGAGGCCGUGGCCAUCUACAACUUCAAAACCACAGAGAGAGAUGAGCUGCCCUUCAACAAAGGAGACAUACUAAAGAUCCUCAAUAUGGAAGAUGAUCAGAACUGGUUUAAAGCAGAACUUAAAGGACAGGAGGGCUACAUUCCGAAGAAUUAUAUCAAAGUAAAACCCCACCCUUGGUACGCCGGUCGGAUCUCCAGGCAGGUAGCGGAGGAAAUCCUGCUGAAAAAGAGAUUUCUAGGCGCCUUCCUGAUCCGUGAUAGUGAAAGUUCACCCGGGGAAUUCUCUAUCUCUGUCAAUUAUGGCCAUCACGUGCAGCAUUUUAAGGUUCUUCGAGAAAAAUCUGGAACCUACUUCCUGUGGGAAACCAAAUUUGGCUCGCUCAACGAACUUGUGGAAUUUUAUCGAUCGAGUUCCAUCGCCAAGACCCAUCCAGUACUUCUGCGAGAUGAAGAGGAGAAGAAGAAGAAGAUUUUUGUCCAGGCCCAAUAUGACUACCGAUCAGAAAAGGCCUACGAGCUCUCUUUCCAGAAAGGGGAAAUCAUUGAAGUCCUGGACAAUGCAGAUCCCUGCUGGUGGAAUGGAAGGAUUUCCGAAAGGGUUGGACUCUUCCCUCGGAACUAUGUCAACCAGAUCAACAUGUGAUGGUGUGACCAUCGCUCCUCUGCUUAAUGACUCUGAAACCAAGCUGUGUCAGCAGGUGACAACGACCUCAACCAAACUGAGAAAAGGUGGAAUACCUCCUUAUAUUUUCUUAUCAUCAUAGAGACUUUCCUAUGGACUUUUAUUUUUAUUUCAUAACUUAUCUAGUAACAGAAAAUCUUUUUUUCUUAUUAAAGGGACAAAUUAUACAUAAAAUAAGUAGACUUUUAUGUUUGCAUCUGAAGUAAUGCUCUAAAACAGGGGUUUCCAAACUACGGCCCAUGGGCCACCUCCAGCCCACUACAAGAUUUUAUCCAGCCCUCAGCUAGGGUCAGUGGCGUAUCCUCAAUGGGCACACAUUGAGGGUUACGAUGAGCAGAGGAUACCUAUGGUCUCCGCCUUAACAACCACUCCCCCCUUAAACUGUACCUUGACUUUGAUGGGGACACUGAUAUUAGGGGGACUCUCAUAUAAGAGAGACUCAAAUGGGGGCCCUAAAGUAAGGGGCUCCGAUGGUGACCCUGAGGUAUGGGGGUAUUCUGAUGUACGGAGAAGUCUGAUGGGAACCCUGAGGUACGGACGGGGGUUCUGAUGGAGACCUUAAAGUAAGGGGGAACCCUGAUGUAAGGGGGUAUGCUGACGUAAGGGGAAGUCUAAUGGGGACCCUGAUGUAACCCCCUUGUGCUAAGGGGGGACUGUGAUAGGAACCCUGAUGUAAGAAGAGACUUUGCUGGGGAUUGUUUGUCAUACUGCAAAUAUUCAUAACGUAUACAAUAUGGUCCUCAUGCUCUAAAAAAGACACCUGACCAACAAACAAACCUGGAAACCUUUAAGAGUAAAUUGUGUUGACCUAAAGAGUGUAAUUCAUUUUUAGAGUCUUAAAAAGUGUAUGCAACUGUCCAAGUUUCAAUAAGACAACCUUUACUCCAUUUCAGUGGAACUCCAGGCAUACUGGUAAGUACACAUGAAAAGAACUCACCACUCCAGGUGUAGCUGUUACCCACACCUGAGUGCUAGCCCCGGCUCGCCUCCAUUGUCAAAUAAGAAACGGCUGCACCUCAAGUGGGCUCCAAGUAAAGUUUAUUGGAAUAUAAAAAUAUUGAAAAUUACACCAGUGGACACCAGCAGUGGUCAAGGUAGGCGUGUUCCACAUAACAUAAAUGUGCUUAAUCAUUACCUGGUACUGGUAAUCCAGACUUGGACACAUGCAUUUUUUAAAUAUAUAUAUAUAUGGGGACAAGUAUUAUGGAUAUAAAAAUUAUUUGUUGAUGAUAAGGGUGGAGUUCCUCUUUAAAGUGCCUUCAUUGUUUAAAGUGUGUUAUUUAUUAAAUGACAUAGCUGUCUCUAAAAAGAACAUCCUCUGACUUAUAUAUAAGAAUUUAUUUUUGAUUUCUUUGCUAAAAAAUGUUUGUUGCCUCAGCAAGCCGCACACAAACUGGAGAGAGGCCGUGGCCUUUAAACAGCGCCUGGACUGUACAGUUUGCUAUAAUGUUGUACAAGCUAUUAACAGAACAAAAAUAAAAGUGGUUAGACGUU